AUGAACGAGUACCACGACCGGGUAGUUGGCCACAAGCUUGCAAAGACUCCUCGCUGGAUCUUGGGGUGGACAGCUGCGGAAAGGGGAUCACAUGCAAAUUGUGAUGGUAAAAGCUUGAACGUGCGAGUAAGGGAGAAGGAUCACCGUGAUGCCGAUGUGCAAGGUGUGAAGAUGCCAAAUAGCAGGGGAACGGCGAAGAAGAAGAAGAAGAAGAAGAAGAAGAAGAUGAAGAAGAUGAAGAUGAAGAAGAUGAAGAUGAAGAAGAUGAAGAUGAUGAUUAUGAUGAAGCGUGAAUGA
This is a messenger RNA of Penicillium antarcticum, 297 nucleotides long. RefSeq lists its product as uncharacterized. The transcript has 2 exons. The record is from RefSeq and is a predicted model, not a curated record. The coding region runs from base 1 to 297 and encodes 98 amino acids. NCBI's taxonomy places the organism in Eukaryota, Fungi, Ascomycota, Eurotiomycetes, Eurotiales, Aspergillaceae.